Oldenlandia corymbosa var. corymbosa is the source of this 1075-nucleotide messenger RNA. The record is from the annotation of a GenBank genome assembly. NCBI's taxonomy places the organism in Eukaryota, Viridiplantae, Streptophyta, Magnoliopsida, Gentianales, Rubiaceae.
AUAGAAUGGAACCGUAGAAAAGUAAUGUAUAUUAGCACAGAAAGAAAAAGAAAUUUGCUUGAAAGCUAGAACGGAACAAAACUGUCCAUUGUUGUUAUCUUCAUCUUUUCUUCGCAUUUGCAUUUUCGAGCUGAAGCACAUUAUUAGUAUGACUAUGAGUAGUUGCGCAAUCUGAAUUUCGAUUCCACUAGCGCCACCGUGGCCACCCGCCUCCGUCAUGGCUUCUGCUGUAUUAACUCCUAUUUCAUCCAUUUUUGCUUCCCCUCUAUCUUCAUCCUCUUCUUCCACAAUUAGGACUAGAACUAUUUGGACCUCUUCGAGUUCUUUUAAUUCGUUGCCAUUCCGAUACUCUAACCUUGAGUUCUCCAAUCGGAUUCCUCAUUUGGGCCAGUGUCAAUUCAGUCAAUGGAACGGUCUGAAGAAUUUCAGCAUUUCCACCUCUCAACGCCUUCUAAAAUCAAAAUCAGCAAAAAAGGGCCUGUGUAGAGGUAAAGGAGCUCACGCUUCUCUAUUUGGUGUUGGGGCUCCUGAGGCCUUGGUCAUUGGAGUUGUGGCCUUGUUGGUUUUUGGUCCCAAGGGUCUUGCAGAGGUUGCUCGUAAUCUGGGAAAAACUUUACGUGCAUUUCAGCCUACAAUCAGAGAACUGCAGGACGUUUCAAGGGAAUUCAAAACUACACUUGAGAGGGAGAUUGGUCUUGAUGAGAUUCAAAGUUACAACCGGAACUUGCCUACUUCAACCAAGAAUACCUCCAGCCCUUCACUAGAUGUGGACUCCAAGGCUUCUGGGCUGCAGAUUGAUCCAAAUGGUUCCCCAUCACCCAGCAAGGCAUAUUCAAGUGAAGAUUUAUUAAAGUUAACUGAGGAACAGCUAAAAGCAGCUGCAACGAAGCAGCAGGAAGAGAGUGCAUCUCCCGGUGAUAAUCGAUCAGGAACAGAAACCCCAGUGGCGCAGCAGACAGUAGAAAAAUCUUCUAGUGAAGUCCCUACAGAUGGUCAAACCCAACCUCCUCAAGAUAGUCCUCAAGAAGCAGCUUCCGCCACGCCUUAUUCUGGAAAGCCUGAGAGUGACACAUGA